UUGACUCUGUUGUCAACAUGCACUGAACUUCUAAAGCCACCACAAAACAAAACAUAAAAACAUGCACAAGCUAGGAAAGGCUUUAAAGCUAGGAAAAGAAGAUACCAAAACCUUCCCACCAAUCAGAGAUAAAGAACCAGUUUUUUUUCUGCAGCAGUUCCCUCCCUCACAAACCUUGCCAACCUCAUCUCCUCCCUCUCAAGUUUCACCAAAUCCAACAUAAAAUUCACACAACAUACCCCACAUGGGUUGAAUUGAUCUUCUUCAUCCAUCAAAUCUGAAAUCUCCAUGCCUAAUUCCCACAACCAUGACCAUGUCCAUGAGGCAGAACAUCAUCAUCAAAUUAGGCCCAGAAGAAGAUUAGUCACUCACCAACAUGGUGGAAACUACACACACCCUUUAAUCUGGAUUAUAGCAAUUCUCUGCACCCUCAUGGCCAUAUCAGUCAUAAUUUUAGGAAUCUUAGUCUUUGUUGGUUACAUAGUGAUUCAUCCCAGAUUCCCUACAAUCAGUAUCCCCUAUGCUCAUCUUGAUCUUCUCAGAAAUGACUAUGCUGGUUUGCUUCAAACCCAGCUCACAAUUGUUGUGAUGGCACAGAAUGGGAAUGCUAAAGCUCAUGCUACAUUCUCUGACCUGAGGUUCAAUCUCAGCUACCAGGGUCAAGAUGUUGCUACGCUGGUUGCUCAUGAUCCCUUUGAUGUUCCCAAGAACAAUUCAAAGUUCCUCACCUAUGUUGUUCAGUCAAAUUCAAUUCCAUUAAACCCUGAUCAGAUGGAGGAAGUGGAUGAGUCUUGGAAGAGGAACAUGAUUGGUUUUGAAUUGAAGGGGAAUGGUAGAACAAGGUGGAGGGUAGGGGCUUUUGGUUCUAUGAAAUUCUCUUGUCACCUUGAGUGUCACCUGAAAUUUCAUCCUUUGAAUGGGAGUUACAUUCCCUCGCGAUGCACCUCUCAAUCGAAAUGAAAUUGAUUCAUUCUCUGUUUUGUUUGUGCAGAAAUUUGGACAUGCACUCUGGUAAAUAUCUGAAUUUGCCUCUGUCCAAGUUCUUCAUCAUGUUCAACUUCCAUUGAUUAAUUAAUUCCUUCUUCUUCUUCUUUUUCUUUCAAGACAUAGAUUUUCACGGGUAAUUAAUAAAAUUGAGUGUAUCUUUUAGAUUCUUUGCUUUUGCAGGAGAUAUUUCAAUCCUGCUAGAUACUCUGCAUAAAUGUAUUCUGAAGACACUCUUUUUAGGAAGCUUAUGGCUUUAAUAAUAGUGAAUGAUUAAUAGAUUAUUCA
Molecule: messenger RNA, 1272 nt
Organism: Lotus japonicus
Lineage: Eukaryota; Viridiplantae; Streptophyta; Magnoliopsida; Fabales; Fabaceae
Product: NDR1/HIN1-like protein 12
Exons: 1
Coding region: 289-960 (223 amino acids)
Cellular component (GO): plasma membrane
Source: RefSeq, a predicted model, not a curated record